This is a messenger RNA of Condylostylus longicornis, 1786 nucleotides long. RefSeq names its product U3 small nucleolar RNA-associated protein 15 homolog. Bases 58 to 1611 code for a protein of 517 amino acids. Gene Ontology annotation, molecular function: protein binding. The record is from RefSeq and is a predicted model, not a curated record. The transcript has 3 exons. NCBI's taxonomy places the organism in Eukaryota, Metazoa, Arthropoda, Insecta, Diptera, Dolichopodidae. Gene Ontology annotation, biological process: rRNA processing; positive regulation of transcription by RNA polymerase I. Gene Ontology annotation, cellular component: nucleolus.
UACAAAUAAACAUAUUUUUUUAGAAUUGAAUAGCUACCUAUAUGUUUUAUUUAAAAAAUGGCUAAUUUUAAGUCAUUAAACACAAAAAAUUAUCGAAAGCCUUCUACUGUCGUGACCUCUGAUUUUUCAUAUUGGAAACGUUUAAGUGUUCCUACUUUAGUUAAAGAGUUUGGUGCUAUAGAUUAUAUAGAUUUCAGUCCUGUAGAACCGUAUUAUUUUGCAGCUACGUGUUCUGUUCGCGUACAAGUUUAUAAUCCUAUAACCAAGUUGGUUGUAAAAAAUUUAUCUAAAUUUCAAAAAAAUGCUUAUGGAGGAAGUUUUCGGAAAGACGGCCGCUUACUUGUUGCAGGAGAUGAAGAAGGUUUUGUAAAGUUGUUUGAUGUUGCGAGCAAGAAUGUUUUAAGACUUUUUAGAGGACACAGAGCGCCAGUACACAGAGUGUUUUUUACAUCAGAUUUAUUACACUUAGCAAGUUUUUCAGAUGACAAGACCGUAAAAAUUUGGGAUAUUGGAACUGAAAAAAUCUGUAGAUCUUUUGAAGAUCAUAGCGAUUAUAUUAGAGCUGGAUGCGUUAAUCCAACAUCUUCAAACAUAAUUCUAUCUGGUGGAUAUGAUAAUUUAGUAAAGAUGUACGAUACAAGGGCAGAUGGAAUAUCGUUUGAAGUUGACCACGGUUGCCCAGUAGAAUCAUUAUUAUUCUUACCUACUGGUGGAAUUUUUAUAAGCGCGGGUGGCACCGAAAUCAAAGUAUGGGAUGCUAUAGCUGGUGGAAAACUUUUAACAAAAUUUUCACCCCACCAUAAAACAAUCACGUGCUUAAAAUUAGCUAGUAAUGGGAAAAGAAUUUUAUCAGGUGGUCUUGAUCGUCAUGUUAAAGUUUUUGAUGUUGCAAGUUAUAAAAUAGUUCAUAAUUUUGAUUUCCCAAAUUCCAUAUUAAGCUUUGGAGUAUCGCCGAAUGAUCAAACAUUUGCUGUUGGAAUGGUAGAUGGAUUGAUUUCUAUACAAAAUAUGGAAAAAGCAGAAAAUGUCUCAGCAGGGAAAAAGAAAAAUUUGCCGUUAGUCGAUUCGGCUGAUCAUAUAGUUGACGAUUAUAAAAUGAGGAAAGAAAAAAAAUAUGAUCGUUGGUUCCGUAAAUAUGAGUAUACAAAAGCAUUAGAUGAAGUAUUAUCCCCAUAUAUAGCAAAUAAAACACCUCAUGUUACUAUUUCUGUAAUGCAAGAAUUGAUUCAUAGAAAAGGUUUAGCUCGGGCUCUUGCCGGAAGAACAAAUAAUUCUAUUGCAAUAAUUAUAAGAUUUAUAAAAAAACAUUUGGGAGAACAUCGUUUCAUGAGGGUAAUGAUCAAUGUUGCUAACACUUUACUAGAUGUAUAUGAAGACAAAUUUCAAGACAUAACCAGCGAUUUGGGAAGAUUAUUUUUAGAUUUAGCUGAAUGUCUUCAUCAAGAAGUAUAUUUAAGUUUAGAUUUACUGGAAUUGGAGGGAGCUUUUGAAAUGCUCAUUUCAGCUGCCAAGGUAACAGAGGACAAAGAUGAAUGCUUUCACUUCACACAGGAUAGAAGUAAGAUAAAGCAAUCUGAAACGGCAAAAGAAGAAACAAUUAUUUUGGUGUAAAUAUGUUUAUUAAAAAAAUAGUCUAGUACAUUAUACUUUUUAGUCAUGAAAUUUAUACUCAAAAUAAUGUGGUAUUGUAAUUCUAUACUAUACGUAUUGAGAUGAGUUCUAGAGUAAGUUAGGUUAGGGAUAUUGAUAAGUCUGCCCAAAAAAUAAUAAAACAAUUUUAAAACUU